Messenger RNA from Maniola jurtina (meadow brown), 1083 nucleotides. RefSeq names its product cyclin-C (gene CycC). The transcript is spliced from 3 exons. Lineage: Eukaryota; Metazoa; Arthropoda; Insecta; Lepidoptera; Nymphalidae. Gene Ontology annotation, molecular function: cyclin-dependent protein serine/threonine kinase regulator activity. Gene Ontology annotation, biological process: positive regulation of transcription by RNA polymerase II. The record is from RefSeq and is a predicted model, not a curated record. Bases 208 to 1023 code for a protein of 271 amino acids. Gene Ontology annotation, cellular component: mediator complex; nucleus.
UCUUGACAGUGAAGUGUCUGGACUUGGUGUUUGAAGGUUGUACCGUUUUAGAAAUGGUUUAGAUAAUUGUAAUUAAUUCAUAAUUAUGAUAAAUAAAAACAGGAGCGAAAUUUGCUUUGAUAAACAAUAAUUGUGAGAUAUGCUUUGAAAGUAUUAUCGUGAAUCUUUAUAGAAAUACCUUUAGUAAAGUAAAAACUGAUCUCGACAAUGGCUGGUAAUUUUUGGCAGAGUUCACAUCAUCAGCAAUGGAUACUGGAUAAACAAGAUCUCUUUCGAGAUCGACAACAUGACUUAGGAAAGCUAACUGAGGAGGAAUACCAAAAAAUAUUCAAUUUUUUCGCUAGCAUCAUACAAGUGCUAGGAGAGCAAUUAAAACUUCGACAGCAAGUCAUAGCCACCGCGACCGUCUACUUUAAAAGAUUUUAUGCCAGAAACUCGUUAAAAUGUAUAGAUCCAUUGCUUUUGGCACCUACUUGUGUGUUCCUAGCGUCUAAAGUAGAAGAGUUUGGUGUGAUUUCUAAUUCAAGACUGAUAACUACAUGUCAAACAGUAAUUAAGAACAAGUUCAGUUAUGCAUAUGGGCAGCAAGAGUUUCCUUACAGGACAAACCACAUAUUAGAGUGUGAAUUUUAUUUACUCGAAAAUUUGGAUUGUUGCCUGAUUGUCUACCAACCAUAUAGGCCCUUAUUGCUCUUUGUGCAAGAUAUACACACACAAGUGCAGGAUGAUCAAAUUCUAACUUAUGCUUGGAGGAUUGUUAAUGAUUCAUUGAGAACUGAUGUUAGCUUACUUUAUCCUCCCUAUCAGAUUGCCAUAAGUGCUCUUCACAUAGCUUGUGUAAUGCUUGGCAAGGAUAAUCUAAAGCCAUGGUUUGCUGAGCUUAACGUUGAUAUGGAUAAAAUCCAGGAAAUAGUGAGGACUAUAAUUAAUUUGUAUGAGAUGUGGAAGAGUUAUGAUGAAAAGAAGGAAAUCCAAGGCCUAUUGGGGAAAAUGCCAAAACCAUGUCCUGCUCCGCAGAGAUAAUGUUCCAUACUUACAAGCAUUCUGUAUUGCUUGAUGAAAUAUAAUAAUUAUUUUAGGAGA